Astyanax mexicanus (Mexican tetra) is the source of this 2661-nucleotide messenger RNA. It is a transcript of the gene etv4, whose product is annotated as ETS variant transcription factor 4. Bases 225 to 1784 code for a protein of 519 amino acids. Gene Ontology annotation, biological process: cell differentiation; regulation of transcription by RNA polymerase II. NCBI's taxonomy places the organism in Eukaryota, Metazoa, Chordata, Actinopteri, Characiformes, Acestrorhamphidae. The transcript has 12 exons. Gene Ontology annotation, molecular function: sequence-specific DNA binding; DNA-binding transcription factor activity, RNA polymerase II-specific. Gene Ontology annotation, cellular component: nucleus. The record is from RefSeq and is a predicted model, not a curated record.
UGUGUGUGCGUGUGUAGAUCUGUGUGUGUAGACCUCUGUGUGUGUGUGUUUGCGCGCGCGCUGUGGGCCAGUCUGCGUUUUAGUGAAUGGAGCUCAUUACGUAUGCAGCUUUCUCGCGGCUCCAUUCACAACUCCUGCUGCCUCUCGUGCCCCUCUCUUCCCUCUCCCUGCAGACUGCGCGGACCCCACUCAGCACAGUCCAAAUGACCACGGACGGUUAACGCAUGGAUUAUAAGAUGGAUGGAUAUCUGGACCAGCAAGUGCCUUAUACUUUAGCUAAUAGGUCGCAAGGAAAUGGGCCCCUAAAUAGACUGUUGAUGGCAGCAAAAAGGAAAUACAUGGACACCGAAUUACCCCCUCAGGAAUCCGAAGAUCUCUUUCAGGAUUUAAGUCAGCUUCAGGAGACAUGGCUGACAGAAGCUCAAGUUCCUGAUAGCGAUGAGCAGUUUGUUCCUGACUUUCACUCAGAAAACUUGGCAUUCCACAGCCCGCCGGUGAAGAUUAAGAAAGAGCCCCAGAGCCCCGGCUCAGACCCCAGCCAGUCAUGCAGCCACAAGCAGAGCUUCAGCUACCCCAGUGGAGAGCAGUGCCUUUACGCCAGUGCCUAUGAACAGAAGAGAGCAGCAGCGUCAGCAGCAGCGUCAACAGCAACGGCUGCAGCUGGAGCAGGACCAGGACCAGGAGCAGGACCAGGUGCAGGACCAGGACCCAAGAGCUCCUGCCCCGGGACCCCAAUGUCCCCCAUGCCGCAUUACUCCCCGAAACCACCGGUGGGCACUCGACCUGAAACGGGCUACAUGAACCCACCGUCGACCAGCCAGUCACACCCCAGCCACAGCCACAGUUUCCCCAUUAACCACAGCUCCAGAUUCCCCGCAGGCUCAGCAGAGAUGGGUCCCCCAUUUGGACCUCCGGGUCAGGCCCUGCAGCGCAUGCACCCUGCUCCAGCUGGAGGAGGAGGAGGAGGAGGUGCUGGUGGAGGUGGAGGUUAUCACCGGCAGCACUCUGACCCCUGCAUGCCCUAUCUGCAGCAGAGCUUUAAGCAGGAGUUCAUGGACCCCCUGUAUGAACGGGCAGCUCACAUGGCCGGCCCUCACCCUCAGAGGUUCCCCCCAGCCCAUAUGAUGGUCAAGCAGGAGCCCACUGACUACACCUAUGAGCCUGAUGUUCCUGGUUGCACCUCCAUGUACCACCACAGUGAGGGCUACCCCAACCCCCAGCACAACAAUGAAGGCUACAUGUUCGAAAACGACUCGCGUGUUGUUCCUGAGAAAUUUGAAGGUGAAGUAAAGCAGGAGGGAGGCAGCGUGUUUCGCGAGGGCGCCCCCUAUCAGCGGCGUGGCUCACUGCAGCUGUGGCAGUUUCUGGUGGCUCUCCUGGAUGAUCCUGGAAAUGCACACUUCAUUGCAUGGACUGGCCGCGGCAUGGAGUUCAAACUGAUCGAGCCAGAAGAGGUAGCCAGGCUGUGGGGGAUGCAGAAGAACCGUCCAGCCAUGAAUUACGACAAACUGAGCCGCUCUCUGCGCUACUACUACGAGAAGGGAAUUAUGCAAAAGGUGGCAGGCGAGCGCUAUGUUUACAAAUUUGUGUGCGAGCCGGAGGCGUUGAUCUCGCUGGCCUUCCCCGACAAUCAGCGGCCCAGCCUGAAGGCCGAGUUUGAGCGCUAUGUGAACGAAGAGGACACGGUGCCGCUGUCCCACCUGGAUGAAGGCGUGUCUUACCCCUCUGAACCAGCUGCCACCAACAUGGGCCCGCAGCCCUACUCCAAAGGCUACAUGUACUAACGCCUCCAACAGCCCCAUUUUCCCCCACCUUUCCCUCUUACCAUGCACCUAUUGCACAUGCCCAACCCCAUCCACUUGUAUAUACGGCUUAUGGUGUUUUUUUUUUUUUUUUUUGGUUUGUUUAAAUUAAUAUCAUUAGGGACUCAUGAUUCCUCUCAGCUAUGAGGCGUAUCCAAUACAAACACGUGAGACUGUGGAUCGACAAGUGGCUAAAUAAAGACCCAACAUUAUUACUACUCCAUCAUCCUGAGACCAGACUGUUUUCCCACUGUGGAGGUCUAUUGAAUGUUAACUUAAAGAUACUGGGGUUCAGGAUACAAAGCUGAGGAGUUUAUCGAUGACUUAGUUAUGCAACCUGCUGGAGAAACCGCCGAUCAAUGGGUGACAAAGGGCUCUUUUUCGAACAAAUGUCUUUAGCAUACAAGUAUGUAAACAAGCCAAAUAUAAGUCCUCUAAUAUAUCAGUUCAGUGGAAUCCGUAUCUACUCAGCAACACGUGACCAGCGCGUCACUCUCUGCGUCACUCUCCCUAGGAUAUUUCCAGUGUUCCUGAAGGCUUGUUGGAUAUAGACAACCUCAACACACAGAAUUGCCUUCCAUGAUGUAAAUAUCACUGUCACAUGGCUACUCCUCCAGCAAGCAGUCAGGAAGCAUUUAAAUUACCGCUUAAACAAUGUGCUGGACCUGUAGUCUGAGGAGGGCAUUUCUCAAGAAGCAGUAACACUAUAAUCCAAAUAACUUGAAUAAUACUAUAAAUAAAUAGUACAAUGUUUAUCAGUAAUAUCCCAGUGUUGUUGUUUUUUUAACAAAAUCACAUAUUCCUGAUAGUAAAUCUGCUGUUUAUGCUGUUGAAAUAAACUCUUUUUGCUUUACAGACA